Clonostachys byssicola is the source of this 1134-nucleotide messenger RNA. The record is from the annotation of a GenBank genome assembly. NCBI's taxonomy places the organism in Eukaryota, Fungi, Ascomycota, Sordariomycetes, Hypocreales, Bionectriaceae.
AUGGUCCAGUUUGCAACAAUUGCGGUCGCUCUCCUCGCGGGUGCGGGACAAGCACUAUCCGCAGCAGUCGAGUCCCGCCCAGGGUCCCUCCCAAGCCGCCGGGAUAUGCAUCUACGGGACGAAGGGCUACGCCUUGUAAAGACGAGCGAAGAUGAUCCUGGCACCUGGAUGACGGAGGAGGAGAAGUUUGAGAACUUGAUCUCCAAGAAGAUUGGAUUCAUGGACAUCACCGAGACCAUUGAGCUCGAAAGCUUCGGCCUCGACAGCGCGGCCAAGAUCGCCGCCGUCGCCUACCCAUCGGGCCCUUCCCACCAGACGGAGGCGAACGCACUGAUCGCCAACGCCAGGCAGUCCAACCUCGAGACCUGGGCCAACGGGCUGGCCAACAUCUACAACCGCUACUACCGGGGCUCGUACGCGGCCACGUCGGCGGCCUGGAUGCUGUCCGCGGUCCAGUCCGCCGCGUCCUCCAACUCGAACAUCAAGGUCAGCCAGUUCUCGCACAGCUACAGCCAGCCCAGCGUGAUCGCCAAGCUCCCGGGGACGUCGAGCAGCGUGGUGAUUGUCAGCGCUCACUACGAUAGCGUUGGUUCUUCAACGAGCGGCCGUGCCCCGGGAGCCGAUGACAAUGCCUCUGGCGUCGUGGUCGUGCUCGAAGCAUUGAGAGUCCUCGCCGCAGCCGGUUACGCCCCGAAGAACACUCUCGAAUUCCACUUCUACAGCGGAGAGGAAGGCGGUCUCCUCGGCAGCAGAGACAUCUUCAACAACUACGCGUCCAACGGCGUGGAUGUCCUGGCCGUGGUGAACCAGGACAUGACCGGAUACUCGCCCAACAACGUCAUUGCCGUGUACACCGACUACGUCAACACUGCCUUGACCAACUUUGUCAAGACCCUUGUGCCCGUGUACAGCUCGCUGCCUCUCUCUCUCGACAGGUGCGGUUACGGGUGCAGUGACCAUGCAUCUGCCAACUCCGCUGGCUUCCCCAGCGCAUACGUCUGCGACGAGAACAUGGCCGAUUCGAGCCCGUACAUUCAUUCCUCGCAAGAUACCAUUGCUACACUCAGCUUCCCGCAUAUUCUCGAACAUACCAAGUUUACGAUUGGCUUUUUGGUUGAGGGCUCUUACUUCUAG